This is a messenger RNA of Penicillium soppii, 879 nucleotides long. RefSeq lists its product as uncharacterized. Lineage: Eukaryota; Fungi; Ascomycota; Eurotiomycetes; Eurotiales; Aspergillaceae. The transcript is spliced from 2 exons. The record is from RefSeq and is a predicted model, not a curated record. The annotation marks the transcript as partial.
GGCUGCUGCGCCUCUCUACUGUCGCGUAACGACGACGACCAAACCCCCUACCCGCACUCAUCCUCGAAUUACCCCAGCGCCGGCCAUGCCGAUACCUCGCAAGGGCGACGCCGAGCCCCGAACCUCCCUCUAAACCAGCACUACAACGAGCCGGUACGCAACCAUGUUUGGACCAGCAAGCGGCGGACCUGGACGCGCUCUCAGAUAGACCGCGAGCGAGCGGAAUUCUUCGAAACGCGCGUAACCGGCCGAGCAGAGAUCUGGGCCGCGGUCUCGACCGCCAUUUCACUAAUGCGCAGUGGCGACUUGGUCACUGCGCAAGGCAUCAUUGAUGCGGCGGGGAUUACGGUCCCCACUGGUGACCUUUGUGAAGGAUGUUACGAUGAACAGGGCGUGCUUUACCGCCUUCCGCAGUGUAUUGUUAGUGAUCCAGAUAAUAUGGCUGUUUCUUCCCAUUCCCUAGAUGUGGAAGGGGGUCGUGUUGACGAGGACCUGGAUCAUGAGGCGCUUUCCGAUGGUAAGCUUGCCCCGGAUGAUGCUUCCGGGGAUGAGUUGAUAUCUCAGGAUAUUGAGCGCCGUCGUGAUGAGAAGGGGAAGACUAGUGAGCGGGAUUUGAUCCGCGUACUGGCUCGGCUGAGUGAAGGUGGUGGGCCAGAUAUCUUGAUCUCUAUGAACAAGGGUCAGACUGUGGGCUUUUUGGCCAGGAAGGUACAUCAGGAGGCUAAUCUUGACGCUGAUAGGCGCGUUCGAAUCGCCUACCUCGGUCAUUUCUUGAAUGAGAGAGAGCCCCUGAUUGAGCAGAAGUGGCAAGCUGGACAUGUUGUCAAUGCUUUGGUCGUUGCACCUGUUGGUGGUCUAGGCUUCAGACCUCGAUCGUAG